AUAAGGCCACCAAAGAGUUUUCGAGAAACAAAGAAAGAAAGAGAGAGUUGGAGAUCAUGUCGUGCCUAGCUAGUUGCUGUGCAACUUCGACAUGUGGUCUCUGCAACUGUGUGGCCUCUGGGAUCACCAAGCGCUCUGCUAGACUUGCUUACUGUGGUCUCUUUGGUGGAUUCUUAAUCCUUUCUUGGGUUCUCCGUGAAGUUGCAGCUCCUCUGUUGGAGAAAAUCCCAUGGAUAAACACUUCUGAAACUCACACAAAGGACUGGUAUCAAAUACAAGCAGUUCUUCGUGUGAGCAUGGGGAAUUUCUUGUUUUUUGCAAUUUUUGCUCUUAUAAUGAUCGGUGUAAAGGACCAAAAUGACAAACGUGAUGCUUGGCACCAUGGUGGAUGGAUUGUGAAGAUGGUGCUCUGGAUUUUACUUGUAGUCCUCAUGUUUUUCCUUCCUAAUGCCGUCAUUUCAGUAUAUGGAACUCUAUCAAAAUUUGGGGCAGGGUUAUUUUUAUUGGUUCAAGUGCUUAUCUUACUAGACUUUACACAUGCAUGGAAUGAUGCAUGGGUUGAGAAAGACGAGCAGAAGUGGUAUAUUGCUUUACUUGUUAUCUCAAUUGGAUGCUACAUUAUAGCAUUUACAUUCUCGGGAAUUCUGUUCAUCUGGUUCAACCCCUCUGGCCAAGACUGUGGCCUAAAUGUCUUCUUCAUUGUCAUGACCAUGAUCCUGGCAUUUGCAUUUGCCAUUAUUGCUUUGCAUCCUGCGGUGAAUGGUAGCCUCCUGCCUGCUUCUGUGAUCUCUCUUUAUUGUGCUUAUGUGUGCUACACGGGUCUCUCCAGUGAACCUCAUGACUAUGUAUGCAAUGGUCUGAACAAUACCAAGGUAGUCACCACAAGUACUCUUAUUCUUGGGAUGCUCACAACUGUUUUAUCUGUUCUAUACUCUGCUCUUCGCGCGGGAUCAUCAACAACGUUUUUGUCACCACCAUCUUCACCCAAGUCAGGGGGGAAGAAACCUCUUCUAGAAGAAGAAGAGUUGGAAGAAGGAAAGGAAAAGGAAAAGGAAAAGAAAACGGAUGCAGAAGCGCGCCCUGUUAGCUAUUCAUAUAUGUUCUUCCAUCUGAUAUUUGCUUUAGCUAGCAUGUACUCAGCUAUGCUUCUUUCUGGGUGGACCAGCUCAUCUGAGAGCUCUGACCUGAUAGAUGUUGGCUGGACAUCAGUUUGGGUUCGGAUCUGCACAGAGUGGGUUACUGCUGCACUGUUCGUCUGGUCUCUUGUGGCCCCUCUGAUUUUCCCUGAUCGUGAGUUCUUUUAGGUGACUUGUUCAUGAUAUGUCUAGCACUCCUGGAAUCUGUUAUUAUGUGCAUAAUUAGGUAAUGAGGUAUAAAUUUAAUUUGUCUAAGCUCAUUUUUGGGGGUGGAAAAAGAAAAGGGACGGGGAGUAAUUGUUCUCUCACAUUCGUUAGUGUGUACUCUGUACAAACAACAUCCAUAAUUUCGUGCACAAUGUCCAUAUUUUUUUAUUGAUGUCCACAUUUAAAAUCUGAAAUGGAUGAUGUAUACGGAUGAUGUACAAUAAGGAAUGUGUGAGAAUCAAAUGUGCAAUUGGUAGAGGGGGGAGGGGUGUUAGGUCUAUCAAGUGUUGUAUCCUUCCGGAGUUAGGUUUGCAAAUAUCCCAAUAUGGAACAGAUAUUGCUAUGGUAUUUGUGUCUACCAUUUGAAUUCUAUUGUCAAACUUUUUUCUUUUGGAAAGCAUGAUGCUUGUUCUUCA
Molecule: messenger RNA, 1759 nt
Organism: Quercus lobata
Lineage: Eukaryota; Viridiplantae; Streptophyta; Magnoliopsida; Fagales; Fagaceae
Product: Serinc-domain containing serine and sphingolipid biosynthesis protein
Exons: 6
Coding region: 57-1304 (415 amino acids)
Cellular component (GO): membrane
Source: RefSeq, a predicted model, not a curated record